Molecule: messenger RNA, 2219 nt
Organism: Cephus cinctus (wheat stem sawfly)
Lineage: Eukaryota; Metazoa; Arthropoda; Insecta; Hymenoptera; Cephidae
Gene: Lac
Product: lachesin
Exons: 6
Coding region: 226-1314 (362 amino acids)
Cellular component (GO): neuron projection
Source: RefSeq, a predicted model, not a curated record
UCGCCAUAUUUAACUUCGAUUUACAGCCACCUGUGAAUGCUGUGGGCUACAUUGUUUGAAAACAAGUGCAUAUCUCAGGUUGUUGUGUCGCACAGCAACCCUUACGUUUAAAAUUUCUUAAAAAGAUCUGAUAAAUUAGUCGCCUAUGUUUAGUGGUGUAAAUAUCAACGGGGUAGAAAUAAGGUGAAGAAUAUUUUGGUGUAAUAAGUUGUUGGGUGUGUCACUAUGAAGAGCAUCGGCGUGAUUCUGGCUUUGGCCUUUUUAAAAAUAGUAUCGUGUCAGAGAACACCUACAAUAUCAUACAUAUCUCAGGAGCAAAUUAAGGACAUUGGUGAUACUGUGGAAUUACUGUGUUCUGUACAAUACGGCCAAGAAUAUCCAGUUCUGUGGAUUAAAUUUAAUAAGGAAGGUGGAAGUGAUCAGCUCCCUCUGUCAUCAGGCACUUCUCUUAUUGUCCGUGACAGCAGGUUUGCUCUACGAUAUGAUACUGCUUCUUCAACAUAUACUCUACAGAUUAAGGAUAUUCAAGAGACAGAUGCUGGAGUUUAUCAAUGUCAAGUUCUUAUCUCCUUAAACAAUCGAAUCUCAGCCGGGGUUGAAUUGCAAGUCCGCAGACCUCCUAUUAUCAGUGAUAACUCGACAAGAUCUCUUGUCGUCAGCGAAGGUCAACCGGUCCAACUGAAUUGUUAUGCAGGAGGAUUUCCAACUCCAAGAAUCUCAUGGCGCAGAGAAAAUAAUGCUAUUUUACCAACAGGAGGUUCCAUUUACCGAGGGAAUACAUUAAAAGUCUCAGCCAUCAGAAAGGAAGAUCGCGGAACAUAUUAUUGCGUAGCAGAAAAUGGUGUCGGUCGCGGUGCAAGGCGUAACAUUAAUGUAGAAGUCGAAUUUGCUCCAGUUAUAACAGCACCUCGACCUCGUCUGGGUCAAGCUUUACAGUAUGAUAUGAAUUUAGAAUGUCACGUUGAAGCUUAUCCUCCGCCAGCCAUCACUUGGAUCAAAGAUGACAUUGAGUUGUCAAACAAUCAGCAUUACAGUAUAUCUCAUUUCGCAACCGCCGACGAAUAUACAGAUACGACAAUUCGAGUUAUAACUAUUGAAAAAAGGCAGUAUGGCGAGUUCAUCUGCAGAGCUGCCAACAAGCUUGGAACCGCUCAAACUACAGUUCAGCUGUUUGAAACCAUUAUUCCUGUAUGUCCACCGGCUUGCGGUCAAGCUAUCUAUGGAACUGGUGUGAUUCCGAUGUCUUCAGGGCCAUUAAUAGCUCUUGCCUUAGUUCUGGCAGCUUUCUUAAGAAAUUUCUACACCAAAUAUUAAUUAUCCUGGAUUGCAGUGGGCAACGGGAAAUCGCUGCACAGCAUCAAAGUUGCUGCUGACCGUGUUGAGUGUCACCAUUUUUACUAAAUUUUAGAUAUUUAAACGCGACUGCCCUUAGUGGUUGAAUCUCUUUUUUUUCAUUUAUAUUAUUAUUAUUGGUCGAUUAUUUUUGUAGUUAUUUACACCAAGAUACUAAAGGCAAUUUAAUAAUUGAUAUACUUACGUAGGGGCCAACAGUAUACAAAUGUUGGUAGCAUACCAUUCCAGAGGGAAUUAGACAAUUGCAAGUCUAGCAAUAAUAUCAUUGAGUACAUUUCAUCUAUGCCCCUUCACAGGAUCAGUGUAACUGACAAUUAGAGAAGGAUUUAAGAAAUUCAUUGAUAUUUGUAGUGUUAAGUCACAUAUGAUAUUAACUUUAAUGCAGUAGUUGAUAUUGGUAUUAAUGACUUAAAAUUUGUUUUAUCCGAAUGUUGUUAAAAUUCUAUAGUCCUUUCCGAGGAAUAAGACUAUAUUAUAUACCAAUGAGUAAUAAUUUGGUUUUUAAUUAAUCAAGAAAUGGAAACUAUAAAAUUUUAAUCUUGUUACGGGGCCUUUGGAUCUAGUGCUAGAUUAUGAAAGUUGUAUAUUAUAUCUUAAACAUUCCGUGGGUACCUAAUUAAGGGAUGCUGUACGUAUCUCAUUGAGUGCAUAGCCUGAUUGCUCAAUAACAAGGUUGUUUCCUUGUAAUACGUGACAAAACUGUCUGAUUAUAGUUACAUUUAUAGAGAGUUAAUAACUAAUUGAAUCAUAGAUAGAUUUUUUGUAUGCGUCUUUUUUUUACAAGAUUAAUUGUAUAGAUUAACUACUUCAAACAAUACAUUUUUACGACGAAUUUUAAUAAAGGUAACCCCAAAAUGAACAACUGA